AUGGAUCGCACCAUUUACUACUCGUCCAAGUCACCGGAAACCAAGAUGGAACACUUGCCGGAGACUGAAUUUUAUACCACACCUGGAUGGACAGACGGCAUGUUCGCUCCUUUCUCACCAGUCAUGAGUGACUCGAAUCAGAGUGCCUACACUCUUCCCGCGUCGGAUGUAAGCUUCCCAUUUCUCGGACCCUCUGUUUCCCAGGAAAUGUCCAUGGUAGAUGCCUAUCGACAUGACAGCUGGGCUCCUGAGCAGCCCAACUACAGCCUUUUUGCUGAACCUGCCGUGAUCGAAUCCGAGAUGUUUGCUUUCCCUACUCAAGGUAUGGACAUUCCUCAACCCACUUUCAAUGCCUACUAUUGCGCAACGGAGCCCUCCGCAGAGACAUACUUUGGUACCAUGGACACCCCAGGACAGGUCUUUACCCCUAUGAUCCCACAGAUAGCCGGAUUUGUAGGCAACCCAGUUACUAUGGUUCCCUCUAUCGGAUAUGGCAACCCUGACCCCCGUGCCGGUCACGUCAGGGUAGACAGCUUAUAUACUCAAGCUUGUCCACGUGAAGUUGCAGUAAGUCACAACCACAUUCCAUCGGACGCCCAGAUUCAGGAAGUUGCUGGACACCGUCGAAUGACCGUACCUGUGACUUUGAAUGAGCCUGUCCAGGCAAUACCGUUGCCAGUCAUUGAACAGGAUAUGCCAUACGGAGCCCCAGCCCAGCAAUACAGGACACAUAUGCCAGCUUAUCCCAAUGGAUCCAUGAUGCCGUUCCCUGGACACCCCGAGGUUCCCAUUUUGGGAAGCAGUGUAUCUUCUACUGGCAGUAUCGCUCCUCCCGGAUACGAGGAGAUUCCUUGCAGUCCAGCAUCUUCUACUGCAACCGCCAGGACAAGAACCGAGGAUACUGAUGGCCGUGCCCGCACCGACCCACUGUACUCUGCCAAGCCUAGCAAGGACGGUAGCUAUCACUGCCCCUUCCUGGCUUCUGAAGGAUGUCAGCACAAGGCUACCAAGCUCAAGUGCAACUACGAGUGCUACAUUGAUUCACACAUCAAGCCAUUCCGUUGCAAGCACCAAAACUGCAACAACAACCGGUUCUCUUCCACUGCCUGUCUUCUCCGCCACGAACGUGAGGCUCACGGACUCCACGGACAUGGAAACAAACCUUUCCUCUGCCAGUUCAAGGAUUGUGACCGAUCAGGCCCCGACAAUGGAUUCCCUAGAGCGUACAACUUACUUGACCACAUGAAGCGUGUCCAUGGAUACCGUCCGGAAAAGGUGGCCAAGACACCUCCCGCCUCUAAUGCCGGAAGAGCAGCCGGGAAGUCCCAGGAUAAGGUGAAGAAGAGAAAGACCGCUAGUGAAAUGAAGAAAGAGACUGCAUCUCCAAGACUGGUACAGAAACUUGCAGUGGAUUCACGCAAGCAGCAGAUGACUGCGCAGUGGCAGGCUCAGGUCAAUGAGAUGCAGAAGCGCUCCCGUCAACUUGGAUGA
This is a messenger RNA of Aureobasidium uvarum, 1491 nucleotides long. The record is from the annotation of a GenBank genome assembly. NCBI's taxonomy places the organism in Eukaryota, Fungi, Ascomycota, Dothideomycetes, Dothideales, Saccotheciaceae.